AUGUGUGACCAGGGCAAGCGAAAGAAAAAGGAAAAAUUCCAGUACAACAAAUCGAUCAUGGCCGCCACAAGUGUGGUGGUCCUCGAUCGGGGCAACAAUACGACCUGCACCGUUAAUUUACACGGUGCAACCGUAGUGUCCUGGCGAGUAAAUAAUCAAGAACAGCUGUUUGUGAGCAAACUGGCAGUUUUCGAUGGGAAGAAGGCAAUCCGUGGUGGUAUACCGUUCAUUUUUCCCCAAUUUGGCCCCUGGAACUUUGGUCCGCAGCAUGGUUUUGGCCGGGUGGUACGAUGGACACUGGAGCGUGCCCCGGAACGGUUACCGAGCGGUGACGUGGAAGCGGUCUUCAGCCUAAUGGACAACGAAAUCACCCGCUCGAUGUGGAACUAUCCCUUCCGCAUCACGUACCGGUUGAUUCUGCGCGAGAAGGAACUCCACUUCCACAUUGGCGUGUACAAUCCGAGCAAAGACAUGACCUUCUCGUUCAAUCUGCUGCUGCACACUUACCUAAAGGUGCCGGACGUGCGUCGGUGUCAGAUCACGGGACUGCACGGCUGUACAUUCAUCGAUAAGACGCGGGACGGAGCCAUCUAUCAGGAGGGUCGUGACGCGGUGACAAUCAACGAAUGGACGGAUCGAAUCUACCAGCACACACCGCAGGAACACAUCAUCACGAACGUUGUGUCCGGGCGCAAGAUGCGUCUGCAGAAGUACAACUUUCCCGAUACGGUCGUGUGGAACCCGUGGAUGGAGAAGGCCCGCGAGUGUCAAGACUUUGGUGAUGAUGAGUACCCGAACAUGAUCUGCGUGGAGGCGGGCCACGUUUCGACACCGGUCAUUCUGCUGCCCGGCACCGCGUUCGAGGCAUCACAAAUACUUCAGGUUAUGUGA
Messenger RNA from Anopheles marshallii, 891 nucleotides. RefSeq lists its product as uncharacterized. Bases 1 to 891 code for a protein of 296 amino acids. NCBI's taxonomy places the organism in Eukaryota, Metazoa, Arthropoda, Insecta, Diptera, Culicidae. Gene Ontology annotation, biological process: carbohydrate metabolic process. The transcript has 7 exons. Gene Ontology annotation, molecular function: isomerase activity; carbohydrate binding. The record is from RefSeq and is a predicted model, not a curated record.